GUCCGGGCGCCCGGGUUGCGGGUUAUGCCUGGAGAGCGCAUGGGCAGAUUCACCGCACGUCGGUUUGUCCCGACGGGAAGGCAGUGUGGGCGCCAUCUUCUCCGGGGCUACCUUGGGGCUCAGCUGGCUGUGGGGAGGCUGCUGCGACGAGGAGCGUCCCAGCCCCCGUUUGUGUGUUAAGUUGCUUUUACAGAAUUAACAGGUCUCCAAGAAAUAAAAGGAAAAGGUCGUUAUUGCUGUGGCUUGAGCUCAGCAUGGCUGUAGUCAUCCGUUUACUGGGGCUUCCUUUUAUUGCGGGGCCUGUGGAUAUCCGUCACUUCUUCAAGGGAUUGACUAUUCCUGCUGGAGGAGUGCAUAUAAUUGGAGGGAAAGUUGGGGAGGCUUUUAUUAUUUUUGCAACAGAUGAAGAUGCAAGACGUGCCAUAAGUCGUUCAGGAGGGUUUAUCAAGGAUUCAUCUGUAGAGCUUUUUCUUAGUAGCAAGGUAGAAAUGCAGAAGACAAUAGAAAUGAGAAGAACUGCUCAUGUGGGAAGAGGGCGACUGGGAUCUGGGGCAUCAGGAGUUAGCACCUUGUGCCGCUUUAUUGAUACUAUGAAGGAAGAGGGAAGUUAUUCUGGAUAUGGCUCUUCAGUUAAUCAAGAUGCUGGGUUUCAUACUAAUGGUACAGGACUUGAUUUAAGGCCAAGAAAGACCAGGCCAUCGAAGGCUGAGAAUCCUUACUUGUUUCUACGAGGUUUGCCUUACUUAGUAAAUGAAGAUGAUGUACGUGUCUUUUUCUCUGGUUUGUGUGUGGAUGGAGUGAUUUUCUUGAAACAUCAUGAUGGCCGAAAUAAUGGUGAUGCUAUAGUAAAAUUUGCUUCAUGUAUUGAUGCUUCAGGAGGUCUUAAGUGCCAUAGAAGUUUCAUGGGUUCACGAUUUAUAGAAGUCAUGCAGGGCUCAGAACAACAGUGGAUUGAAUUUGGUGGUAAUGCAAGCAAGGGUGGUGACACUCCUCAUGUGAGAUCUGAAGAACGUUCUUCUUCAAGAAGGAUUAAUGAUAGACAUCUUCGGAAACGGUCUCGUUCAAAAUCUCCUAGAACACGUUCUCGCUCUCCUCAUGGAUUUUAUGUUCAGUUAAAAAAUCUGUCCUUAAACAUUAGCAAGAGGGAUUUAAGAAAUUUCUUUAGAGAUACUGACGUGACUAAUGAACAGAUUAAAUUUCUAUAUAAAGAUGAACGAAGAACACGGUAUGCCUUUGUGACGUUUAAGAAUCUAAAAGACUAUAGUACUGCCCUGGGUUUGCAUAAGACUGUUUUACAAUAUCGUCCAGUUCUUAUCGAUCCAAUUUCUAGAAAGGAUAUGGUGAAAUUGAUUGAAUUCUAUGAAAAGAGACCAGGGUCUGUAGAGAAAGGCAGGCCUGGGCGUGUUUCACAGAAGUACCCUGAAGAAGGCUCCUCUGAUCGAAAGCUGUGCAUCUAUAUACGGAAUUUCCCAUUCGAUGUUACGAAAGCUGAGGUGCAGAAGUUCUUUGCAGACUUCUCCCUUGUUGAGGAUGACAUUUAUUUGCUUUAUGAUGACAAGGGAGUUGGUUUGGGAGAAGCACUGGUGAGAUUUAAAUCAGAAGAACAGGCCGUGAAAGCUGAACGUUUAAACCGACGGAGAUUCUUAGGGACAGAGGUGUUGUUAAGACUUAUAUCUGAGGUACAGAUGCAGGAGUUUGGUAUAAAUUUUCCCUUCGUGUCCAAUGAGAAGACACAAGCCCGUUCCCAGUCACAGGAUGGAGAUGGCCAAUCCCGACUGUUUGACUUAAAAGAUCCACUGGUAUGUUCAUUUGGCCUGCGUGAAAGUGUUCAUUAUCAACCAAAAGACACACGGAAAAUGGGUAAUUUCAAACAUCCCUACAAGUAUUCCCAACAGCCUGACAGGCACCCUCCAGAAGACUUUCAACACCAUACUGAGGACUUGAGGUUCACUCCGGAGGACUUGAGGCAGUCCCCAGAAGACUAUAGGCACCUCCAAGAAGAACAUAUCGCACACUCUAGGGAGGAAGACUGGAGAAGGCCUCUUGAGGAUUGGAGAUGGCCAGUGGAAGAUGAUUUCAGGCACUCUCAUGAAAAAGAUUUUAGGCAGCCACCAGAGGAGGACUUCAGAUGCCCUUGGGAGGAGGACUUGAGAUGGCCACCUCAGGAGCACUUCAGGAGGUUAUCCCCUGAACACUUUAGAAGGCCACCUCAAGAACAUUUCAGGCAUUCCCAGGAGGAAGAGUUCAGGCAUGUGGCAGAUGAAGACUAUAGGCACCCUUCUGAUGAGGACUUUAGGACCUCGCAAGAAGAUUUGAGGUGGCCCACUGACGAGGACUUCAGGCAUCUGUCUGUAGAAGACCUCAGGGAAGUUCCGGAGGAAGACAGACUUCCUGGUAACUUCAGACCUCCUGGAGAGGAGUUUUGGACCCCACCUGAUUUUAGAGGUCACCAUGAUUUUGCGAACUUUGGUCACCUAGAAGGUGGCAAGUUUCAUCUUGGAAAGUAUAUGAGAAGUUUUCCUGAGGGAAAAUUUAUGCCUGAUCUAAAAUUAAAUUGUGGUUCAGGUAGAAUAACUCCUAUUAAGAUAAUGAAUCUUCCAUUUAAAGCAAAUGCUAAUGAAAUUUUAGACUUCUUCCAUGGUUAUAAAGUCAUACCUGAUUCAGUUUCAAUACAGUAUAGUGAGCAAGGAUUACCUGUAGGAGAAGCCAUUGUUGCUAUGGUAAAUUAUAAUGAAGCUGUAGCUGCUAUUAAAGAUCUAAAUGGCAGACCAGUUGGUCCCCGCAAAGUUAAGCUCAGUUUGCUUUAGAGAGCCUUUCUAAGUCCAUAGUCUCCACCUCCCCUCUAGGGUUGAUGCAGUGCAAAUACAUUUUUAAAAAAAGCUUAUUUUUAAUUAUCUUAUUAAAAUUUUAAAUUUUAACCUGUGAAUGGGAAAAAUGUGUUAUGUAAAUCUGGUUUUCUUUUGCUUACACGUGGACAUUCUUUACCCCCUAAUUUAAAAUUGCAUAUGCUGUUUUUCUUUGAUAGGGGAGAGAGCACAAAUUUUCUGAAUUCAUUAGUUUCAUUGAUAUUAUGGAGAAACCUCAGAGUCUUGUAAGAAGUGGAGUUAUGUUUGGGGAAGGUAAAUGUAUAUUAGAUUUUGUUUUUAACAUCUUUUCCUCAGACUGUAUAAGGAAAUGACGGAUGGCUG
This is a messenger RNA of Acomys russatus (golden spiny mouse), 3188 nucleotides long. RefSeq names its product RNA binding motif protein 12B (gene Rbm12b). The coding region runs from base 255 to 2807 and encodes 850 amino acids. Gene Ontology annotation, biological process: regulation of RNA splicing. The record is from RefSeq and is a predicted model, not a curated record. Gene Ontology annotation, cellular component: nucleoplasm; ribonucleoprotein complex. Lineage: Eukaryota; Metazoa; Chordata; Mammalia; Rodentia; Muridae. The transcript is spliced from 3 exons. Gene Ontology annotation, molecular function: RNA binding.